Ziziphus jujuba (common jujube) is the source of this 1656-nucleotide messenger RNA. RefSeq names its product vesicle-associated protein 4-2. Bases 446 to 1264 code for a protein of 272 amino acids. The transcript is spliced from 7 exons. Gene Ontology annotation, cellular component: endoplasmic reticulum membrane; plasma membrane. The record is from RefSeq and is a predicted model, not a curated record. Gene Ontology annotation, biological process: endoplasmic reticulum membrane organization. Lineage: Eukaryota; Viridiplantae; Streptophyta; Magnoliopsida; Rosales; Rhamnaceae.
CCUCCCAUCGAUUUGCUCGAAACCCAUUUUAUUUUGACAUGUCAAAGAAAAGCAAUCUAAACGGUGUCGUAUAGCUGCCGAAAAGCAAAGAAAUGAAACCGAUAAAGGCGAACAUAACAUGAUGCCUGGAUGUGAAACCCAAUCGAUCAAAUCCAGUUAAUUUCUGAACCUGAGUUCCGACCUGUCCUCCCCCAAAAAAAAAAAAAAAAAAAAAGCUUUCUCUGAGGCUCUCUCACCCACGCCCAAUCCUGUCCACCGCCAAAAAAAAAAAAAAAAAAAAAAAAAACUGAUAGUUCAAGAAAAGAAAAAAAGAAAAGAACGAGGAGCGGAGGAGAGUGCACAGAGAGUUUGAUACACCGAGGAGGUUAGGUUGACUUUUUUAUUUUUUAUUUUUAUGUUUUUUUGGCAAAUGCUCUUGAAGUUGUUGGCGUAAGGGGAUCUGGGAAUGAUGGCUAUAGCUGAAGAGAAAUCGCCGUCCGACGGUAAAGUUUGGGGCUUCUUUAAGCGUCCGUUCCGGCAGCAAGCCGGAAACACCAUCAAUACGACGACGUUGUCGUCUUCUUCCACUUCGCACAAUGUUCACCACCACCAUCACCACCACCACCACCAUAGCUCACAACCCCUUGAGGGCUCCAAUCCACAAGCCCCCAAUUCCGUUUCCUCGGUUGCACGGUCUCUGCUUCCAACUCGGCGUCGGCUCAAGCUCGAUCCCUCCACUAAGCUCUACUUUCCUUGUGAACCUGGGAAGCAGGUCAGGAGUGCCAUUAGAAUUAAAAACACAACCAAGUCUCAUGUAGCAUUCAAGUUUCAAACAACAGAACCAAAAAGUUGUUUUAUGCGACCUCCAGGGGCCAUUCUUGCUCCUGGCGAGACUAUUGUAGCAACAGUGUUCAAGUUUGUGGAGUUUCCUGAGAACAAUGAAAAACUGGUAGAUCAGAAGAGCAAGGUUAAGUUUAAAAUCAUGAGCUUGAAGGUGAAGGGAGCAAUGGAUUAUGUACCUGAGCUGUUUGAUGAGCAAAAGGACCAAGUGGCAAUAGAACAGAUAUUGCGGGUUGUCUUUAUCGAUCCACAGCGUCCGAGUCCAGCUUUGGAAAAAUUGAAGCGUCAAUUGGCUGAUGCGGAUGCUGCACUUGAAGCACGCAAAAAACCUCCAGAAGAUGCGGGUCCAAAAAUUAUUGGGGAAGGGCUUGUAAUAGAUGAAUGGAAGGAGCGGAGGGAAAGAUAUCUUGCUCGACAGCAGGUUGAAGGUGUGGACUCAGCAUAGACUGGUUUCUUUCUUUCCAGAUGCUUUUCUCCAAAUUGAAAAGAAGUCUAUAUACAGUCUAAUGCUGAUAAAUUUAUGUGUCUUGUGACCUGAAAGAUGUGGUUCUGAAGAAAUGAUAAGGACACUCCAAUAUACUUUGAUGUAAAAAGAACUUGGAUUGGUGAGUCUCCUAUAAUUUGGGAUACUCUAAAUUCGGCUUGACACCUACCUGUAGAUAAAGUGAUUUUGUUUCUUCCUGUCAGUAAUAAAACUGGUUUUAUGGGGAUGUAAAUCACUAAAAACAUCUGUUAGUGUGGAAUAUUCUUGUUGAUAGGUAUGCAUUGCUAUUUGGAUUCGUUUACCUAAACAUGCAUAGUUGAGAACCUGAGGCAUAAAAUUCUGUCCGUUUUGCA